GUAGCCAUCAAAGUUAUUGACAAGAAGCGGGCCAAGAAGGACACGUAUGUCACCAAAAACCUGAGGCGGGAGGGGCAGAUCCAGCAGAUGAUCCGCCACCCCAACAUCACGCAGCUGCUGGACAUCCUGGAGACGGAGAACAGCUACUACCUGGUGAUGGAGCUGUGCCCGGGCGGGAACCUCAUGCACAAGAUCUACGAGAAGAAGCGGCUGGACGAGGCAGAGGCCCGCAGAUACAUCCGGCAGCUCAUCUCUGCCGUGGAGCACCUGCACCGGGUGGGCGUGGUCCACAGAGACUUGAAGAUAGAAAAUUUGCUCCUAGAUGAAGACAAUAACAUCAAGCUGAUUGAUUUUGGUUUGAGCAACUGCGCUGGAAUCCUGGGCCACACGGACCCGUUCAGCACACAGUGUGGCAGCCCUGCUUAUGCUGCGCCCGAGCUGCUGGCCAGGAAGAAAUAUGGCCCCAAGAUCGAUGUCUGGUCCAUAGGUGUGAACAUGUACGCCAUGUUGACUGGCACCCUGCCCUUCACAGUGGAGCCUUUUAGCCUCAGGGCUUUGUACCAGAAGAUGGUGGAUAAGGAGAUGAACCCCCUGCCCACACAGCUCUCCACAGGAGCCAUCGCUUUCCUGCGCUCCCUGCUGGAGCCUGACCCCGUGAAGAGGCCCAACAUCCAACAGGCCCUGGCGAACCGCUGGCUGAACGAGAACUCCACGGGCAAGGCCCCCUGCCAUGUCACCUACCCCAACAGGAUUUCCCUGGAAGACCUGAGCCCCAGCGUGGUGCUGCACAUGACCCAGAAGCUGGGCUACAAGAACAGCGACGUCAUCAACACGGUGCUCUCCAAUCGCGCCUGCCACAUCCUCGCCAUCUACUUCCUCCUCAACAAGAAGCUUGAGCGCUACUUGGCUGGGAAAUCUGACAUCCAAGACAGUGUCUGCUACAAGGCCCAGCUCUACCAGAUAGAAAAGUGCCGGCCUGCCCAGGAACCCUACGAGGCCUCUCUGGACACCUGGACAAGAGACCUUGACUUCCAUGCUGUGCAGGUAAGAGCUUGCGGCUUAGCCUGCUGGGCUAGAGUGCUCCAGAGGGAUAGAGGGAUAGCCUCGUGUGUGUGUGUGUGUGUGUGUGUGUGUGUGUGUGUGUGUGUACACGCACGCCAAGCUUUCAGUUCUGUCUCAAGGCUUUCCAGAGGCAGAAUUUACUCUUCCUUGAGGUCUUUCUUGUUUUAUUUUGUUUUGUUCCUCUUGAGCCCUUCAGCUGUUCACACAAGGAAGUGAGAGAGAGGGAGGGAG
Messenger RNA from Erinaceus europaeus (western European hedgehog), 1293 nucleotides. Its product is annotated as hormonally up-regulated neu tumor-associated kinase. Gene Ontology annotation, molecular function: ATP binding; protein serine/threonine kinase activity. Gene Ontology annotation, biological process: protein phosphorylation; intracellular signal transduction. The record is from RefSeq and is a predicted model, not a curated record. The transcript is spliced from 8 exons. The annotation marks the transcript as partial. Gene Ontology annotation, cellular component: cytoplasm. NCBI's taxonomy places the organism in Eukaryota, Metazoa, Chordata, Mammalia, Eulipotyphla, Erinaceidae.